Messenger RNA from Diatraea saccharalis (sugarcane borer), 858 nucleotides. The record is from the annotation of a GenBank genome assembly. NCBI's taxonomy places the organism in Eukaryota, Metazoa, Arthropoda, Insecta, Lepidoptera, Crambidae.
AUGGAUAAAUCAUUUUCGGAUUCCAAUCUUACCUUGGUUACCACACCGCCAAAUUUUAUACCAAAAAGAAUUGUGAAGAGGAAAAUCGACACAGGGCACGGGUUGGAGAUGGACUCAUUUAAAGAAGAAUUAAAAAUAAUGAUUGAAGAAAUAAUCUCUAAUCAACAUAAUGAACUAAAGAAAAUUACUCCUACCCUGAUGGAUAUUCAGCAAACCAAUAAAAGCAUUGAAAAUUCUAUAAGUUUCCUCUCGAGUCAAAAUGAAGAGUUAAAGAAAAAGCUUGAAAAAUUUGAAAUGCAAGCUAAAAAAGACCGAGAGCAAAUAGUACUGUUGGAAGAUAAAAUAGAGGAGCUACAGAGAAAUGAUAGAAAAAACAAUUUUGAAAUUAAGAAUGUUCCGAAGGCAAGGGAAGAGAAUAGACACAAUCUAAUAAAUAUGGUAUUGAACCUGUCUAAAACUAUUGGCUGUAACAUAACGGAAGGUGAUGUGCACGAUAUAUAUAGGGUGAAAAGCUCAAAAAAUGUUAUCAACACACCAAUAGUAGUGGAAGUCUCGUCAAUAUUAUUAAAGAAUAACUUCAUAAAAAUGUGUAAAUCGCAUAAUGUCAAACGUAAAGAAAAGUUAUGUGGCAAACAUUUAGGAUUUACGACGAACGAAGACACUCCUAUAUUUAUCGGCGAACAGCUCACCGCAAAAGGUGCUCGUCUGUUCUACCUAGCGAGAGACCUAGCUAAAAGUAAAGCCUAUAAAUUCUGCUGGACCAGUUAUGGAAAGGUUUACAUCCGCAAGCAAGAAAACACACCAGUAAUCCUGAUCAAGACUGAAGCUCAAGUAAAUCAUCUUUUACAAUGUGCAUGA